Molecule: messenger RNA, 2313 nt
Organism: Cylicocyclus nassatus
Lineage: Eukaryota; Metazoa; Nematoda; Chromadorea; Rhabditida; Strongylidae
Source: the annotation of a GenBank genome assembly
AAUUUUCCCAUUUUCAGAGAUUUCGUUCGUCUAUGUUCAACAACGAGUCGUUCAGUUCGAGCGUCUCCACCACGAGUUCCACGUCGUCAUCGCAUUUUUCUGUUGAAAAUGUCGUACAUUUUCCGAAUAAACCACGUCUUUCAAUUGAUCCCACUGCCCGGGCAACAAAUGCUAUUCGACUCUCACCCAGAUUUCUUGAAGCAGUAGCUACCUGUAGCAAAGAUGACGACGUCUCUAGGAGAAUUCAUGAAGCAACUAGGCGAUACAAUCAUUUCGGAGCAGAGGUUUUUGAGAGGUUCCGAGAAGAACUUGGUGCUGGUCCGAAAACAUAUGAACGAUUGAAGCAUAAUUCAGUUAGAAGGCGGCUGACGAAGGUUGACAGUAACGAUGAUUCGGGUAGAGCCACGACUUCGUCUGAUGCCUCAUCCGUCUGCGAUUUUCCCGCUGACGAUGAACCGACAGCUUUCCUUCCCUACCGUAGUCGGGUACCAUUUGGUUCGACCCAGUCAAUGUACGAUCAAAAUGACAUCUCUGCGAUUUCGGCACGGCUUGAACACAUCAAAAACGAGUUUUUCGCCGGAAAUGACAAACAGUUCUCAACACUAUCCGGUUUUCAAACGCCUACGACAGCAUUAGGCGCUGCUAUGCAGGAUUUGAACAUGAAAAGUGCCUUCGCCCCUGUAUCACCUAAAAGUCGUGUCAUCAAUCACAGUCAUCAUCGUGGAGUCACUCAGAAAAGCGGCUACCGAAUCUCUGAUCUGCUCCAUGAUGAUCCAGUUUUUCGCAAGUCUGAAGAGAUUACAUCUGCCGAAAAGAAGAUCCAUAGGGUACCAAUUAGGCUGGUACAGUCCUGCUCAACUCAAGACUUGUCCACAAGUCGAUUGCGAAAUGAUUUUGAGCCAUUGAACGAACAACAGGAGACUCCAAUAUUAGAAGACCAAGAGAUGGAUAGCCCCACUAGUCCAUUAGCGAAGCAUCCCAAAACUAUGUCCUUCCCUCUAACCAUAAACGUCGACACCCAAAGUGUAACGUCGGACCUGCCCAGUUCAGUCUCGUCGUCGGUGAACAGCUUCGUCUACCAGGGAAUGAAUCAAGACGCUCUGAAGAAACAAUUAGAAGAAUUAACGGCAGCCUCCUGCAGGGCUGUGAUACCGGAUGCAAGCGGUGCUAUCAAUCCGGACAAAAUUCGCGAUCAGAUAGCUGUCGUAAAACGACAGCUUGAUGUUUUCCAACAACUGAUGGCUGAUGCUAAGGGCGAAUUGGAAAUGGCAAAAAUGGAGGAGGAAAGCCAGGACUCCGCAGCCGUAGAUGACAUGUGUGAGCCGUCACCAUCAUCUUCACAUGCUGAUUCGGAAUCGCCCAGGGAUCGGCGCCUCCAUCAUUGCACCCAUCCACAUUGUGGGAAAGUCUAUACAAAAAGUAGUCAUCUGAAGGCACACUAUCGGACACAUACGGGCGAGAAGCCAUACUCUUGCCCAUGGCCAGGGUGCGAAUGGCGAUUUGCCCGGUCGGACGAGCUUACCCGACAUUACCGUAAACAUACCGGUGACCGGCCGUUCAAAUGUGCUCAGUGCUCGCGCGCAUUUUCACGCAGUGAUCAUUUGAGUCUUCAUAUGAAGCGGCAUUUCUAAAGCCUUUCAUCAUCCACUGAUCCAACGCGAAGUGUGAUCAGCCUGUAGGUGUUGACGAAGAUCGUCUGUCCUGGAAGCAUCGCCUCAGAAAGAUGAUCUGGAAUUCGAAAGGACAAAGACGAUAGGAGAAGCUCUGCGUUAAGCGAUCUUCAAUUGCUCUAUCGCGUGUCGAAUUCAUCGUGUUCAUUGCUCCAUAGAUUGCAUUCAUGCUCAUCAUUCCGUUGCUCUAUUCAGGCAUUUCAGCCAUAAUUUAUCACUUAAUGUUUAUUGCAUUGUUCACUUACUUGCCGUACACUCUCACUUAAUGUUACAACUGCUAAUCAGGAUCUGAUAUGUAUAUGUUUCAUCUUUUUUCGUCAUCUUUCAUCAUUUUCAUUCUAAUCGCCUCUACUAUUAUGAUUCACUUAGCGCCUAGUCCUUCCCAUAAUGUAUCGGGUGUUUUUUCGAAUAGUUUUUGAAGAUCUGACAACCGGUGUUACUCAUUUUUGAGCGAAUCUUGUCGAUUAGUUGUACUGAUCCAUUGAUUCGCACUCGGUAAUAGUAUUGCCCAAAAUCAUUUAGUCACCAUCGUCGUGACAUCCUCACUCUAUAGCAAUGCGAAGUAUGCUAUACAGCGAAUGAUUACAGAAGAUAAAUAUUUAUUUUUCAUUGCUGGGUCAUGGUAAAUAUUGCAAUUAUACCA